AUGGAUAGUUGUUUUUCAUCAUGUUUUGUAGUAAAUCUCUUCAAGAGAAAACAAUCCCGAUCGCGGCCCGUCGACACCAUAUUCAAGCUUCCAAUUGUUUCAACUAAUUGGCCACCAGGUAGUGGUUUUGCAAGUGGAAUCAUUGAUCUUGGAGGGAUACAAGUAUCUCAAGUAUCAACAUUUAACAAAAUUUGGGCUACCUAUGAUGGUGGACAAGAUAAUCAAGGUGCUACUGUGUUUGAACCAACAGGAAUACCUGAAGGAUUCUCUAUGUUAGGUAGCUACUCCCAACCUAACAACAAACCUCUUUUUGGAUAUGUUCUUGUUGCAAAGGAUGUUUCUUCAAGCACAAGCAAUAGUACUUUAAAGAAACCAAUUGAUUAUACACUUGUAUUCAACACUUCAUCUCUUAAGGUUACUCAAGAUAGCACAUGUUAUAUUUGGCUACCAAUAGCACCUGAUGGAUACAAAGCUUUAGGCCAUGUUGUCACAACAACACAAGAUAAACCUUCUCUUGACAAAAUCAAGUGUGUUAGAUCAGAUUUAACUGACCAAUGUGAGUCUUCCUCGUGGAUUUGGGGAUCGAACGAUGUCAGUUUCUUCGAUGUUAGACCAAUCAAUAGAGGAACUCAAGCGCCCGGUGUUAGCGUUGGCACUUUCGUUGCACAGAAUGGUGGCGAAACUAGCCCUCCAUCAAUUUCAUGUUUGAAGAAUCUCAAUUCCAUUUCAAAAAUCAUGCCGAAUUUACUUCAAAUUAAUUCCAUUCUCCAAGCUUACUCUCCAUUGAUGUACAUGCAUCCCGACGAAGAAUACUUACCUUCCUCGGUAAAUUGGUUCUUCUCCAAUGGAGCAUUACUAUACAAGAAAGGUGAAGAAUCAAAUCCCGUUCCAAUAGCGCAAUACGGAAUUAACCUUCCUCAGGAGCCUAACAAUGAUGGUACUUAUUGGCUUGACCUACCUGCUGAUGAUGCAAAUAAAGAUAGAGUCAAAAAAGGAAAUUUACAAAGUGCAGAAUCUUAUGUACAUGUGAAACCAAUGUUUGGAGGAACCUUCACUGAUAUUGCAAUGUGGAUAUUUUACCCUUUCAAUGGACCUGGGAGAGCAAAAGUAAAGUUUAUAGAUAUUAAAUUAGGGAAAAUAGGUGAACAUGUUGGUGAUUGGGAGCAUGUGACAUUAAGGAUAAGUAACUUGGAUGGUAAGUUAUGGAAAAUUUACUUUUCACAACAUAGUAAAGGUGAAUGGAUUGAUUCUUCUCAGCUUGAGUUUCAAAGUGAAAACAACAGUAAUAGGCCAGUUUUUUAUUCUUCAUUGCAUGGUCAUGCUUCAUAUCCACAUGAAGGACUAGUUCUACAAGGGAAAAAUGGGAUAGGGAUUAGAAAUGAUAGUGCUAAGAGUAGCAUGAUUAUGGAUUUGGGAAAAUUUGUAUUGGUUUCUGCUGAGUAUUUGGAGCCUUUUGUUGUAGAGCCAUCUUGGUUGAACUAUUUUAGGGAAUGGGGUCCAAAAAUUGAUUAUGACUUAGAUGAGGAGUUGAGGAAGGUGGAGAAGAUAUUGCCAUGGAAGCUUAAAGAUGUUUUUGAAAAUAUUAUUAGGAGUUUACCAAAAGAAGUGUUGGGAGAAGAAGGACCAACAGGUCCAAAGGUGAAGAAUAAUUGGAGUGGUGAUGAAGUUUGA
Messenger RNA from Vicia faba (fava bean), 1671 nucleotides. NCBI's taxonomy places the organism in Eukaryota, Viridiplantae, Streptophyta, Magnoliopsida, Fabales, Fabaceae. The record is from the annotation of a GenBank genome assembly.